Durusdinium trenchii is the source of this 1272-nucleotide messenger RNA. Lineage: Eukaryota; Dinophyceae; Suessiales; Symbiodiniaceae. The record is from the annotation of a GenBank genome assembly.
AUGGAACUACCUUUUGACCGACUUUUAAAGGUCUGCGCCAAUGAUUUGAUUGACGAGACACUUUGGAGUGAACUGGACCAGUUUCAGCACAAUGGUGAGAAGGUGCAGGUGUCCUUCAAGCAGGUCCUGGACCUCUACAUGCUACGCUUCAAGAGCCAAUCGGAGGCGCUCACCGAAGGCUUGAACCUCUCCUCAGUGCCACGGCCGGAAGUCUUCUGUAACGAUGCAGUGCUGCGGAAGCACGGGCUCUGUGACCCGGGCUGUGUGUACCAUUUGGAGCACUUGUUGGCACCUGGAGAUGUCAUCGUGCAACGCACCAAUCGAAGAGAGUUCCACCAGUAUCGACACAAGGUGGUGUCGCAAGCUGCGCUGCUCACAGGCGACUCGCCCGUGGACAGCCAGUCCGUGGAGGUGAGGGACCAGUUUUGCACGCGCGCGCGCGGACCCGUGCAGCGAGCAGAUGAGAGGGUUUUGGAAACAGAUGAGCCAGCUCAAGAGGUGAUGACCCGCCAUCGGACGCUCACCUGGCGAGACUACCCGCAGCCGAAGAUGGCCACCAUGGCGGGCAUCCCGUGGAACCCGGUGAGUGGUACCUUUGUGACCCAGGUGGGCAGCGAGAUCGCCUGGGUGGUCGUCAUGGCCCCGGACGAGGCGGAGGUGACGAACGUCAUCGUCGGGCUGUUCAUCAGCAGUUCGACCUUCCCCUCCUGGGCCAGCAACUUGAUGACCCAGAUGGUCUAUGCGAUGCAUGAACUGUUCCAGGCGCGGAUGAUGGAGACGAAGUGCAUCAGCUGCUCCGAAGCUCUUCUCAGGGAGGAUCAAAACCUCUACGUGGUCUUGUCGCUCCGAACCUGUCCUCAGGGCCGUCCCCUGGUGCCCUGUGCAACUUCCACCCCGGACAGCUCGGUGAUAACCGUGAAAGGCACGGGAAGUGUGGGUCGAGCAGCAGAGCUGACGACGUGGAUGCGGCCAAGCGGCACCUUCAGCUUUCCCAGCUAUUUAAUCGAUCUGCUGCUGGCCAUCGGCUGCGACGAUGUGCGCGUCUUCGACUGUUUGGAUGGUCGGCAACUGGUGCCCUACCAGGCUGUGGCCACCUGGCGGGCCGAAGGGUUCAUCGCUCGGGGUGUCGGGGACGUGUGGAGCACCCAUCGGGUGGCCUACAAGCGGCUGAACGGCUGCAAGCAUGCCCCGACCAUUGUCGACGGCCGGCAGCCACGGGAAGGCGGGAGAAGACGAGUCUACCCAGGUUCCGCUGGGACUAAGUUUCCCUAA